Molecule: messenger RNA, 3780 nt
Organism: Lynx canadensis (Canada lynx)
Lineage: Eukaryota; Metazoa; Chordata; Mammalia; Carnivora; Felidae
Gene: GRIK5
Product: glutamate ionotropic receptor kainate type subunit 5
Exons: 20
Coding region: 276-3221 (981 amino acids)
Biological process (GO): synaptic transmission, glutamatergic; monoatomic ion transport; modulation of chemical synaptic transmission
Cellular component (GO): plasma membrane; presynaptic membrane; postsynaptic membrane
Molecular function (GO): kainate selective glutamate receptor activity; transmitter-gated monoatomic ion channel activity involved in regulation of postsynaptic membrane potential
Source: RefSeq, a predicted model, not a curated record
UCCCUUCCCUGGCCCGCCCUCUCCUCUUCCACCUGUCCUUCCUCCCCACUCCGGGGAGCCCCCGUUUUGGAUUAGUUGGGGGCCACUGCCGGAGGCGGGGGAGGGGGCCCCGUGGACUGCCCUCUCCCCCCCGCCCCCGGCCACACCACCACCCAGCGCCAGAGCAUCUCCCCGUUGUCUUUCUCGGGCCUCGAGGGAGCCCAGCCCUCCGUCCCACCAGGAUCCGUGGCGAGUGGGGGCCGCGGCAGCUGCGUCCCCAUGAGGAGGGGAGGAAGAUGCCGGCUGAGCUGCUGCUGCUGCUGAUUGUUGCCUUCGCCAGCCCCAGCUGCCAGGUGCUCUCAUCACUGCGCAUGGCUGCAAUCCUGGAUGACCAGACAGUGUGUGGCCGCGGCGAACGUCUGGCCCUGGCUCUGGCCCGGGAGCAGAUCAACGGGAUCAUCGAAGUCCCAGCCAAGGCCCGGGUGGAAGUAGACAUCUUUGAGCUUCAGCGGGACAGCCAGUACGAGACCACGGACACCAUGUGUCAGAUCCUGCCCAAGGGGGUCGUGUCCGUCCUGGGGCCCUCGUCCAGCCCUGCGUCUGCCUCCACCGUGAGCCAUAUCUGUGGAGAGAAGGAGAUCCCCCACAUCAAGGUGGGUCCCGAGGAGACACCCCGCCUGCAGUACCUGCGCUUCGCGUCCGUCAGCCUGUACCCCAGUAACGAGGACGUCAGCCUGGCCGUCUCCCGAAUCCUCAAGUCCUUCAACUACCCCUCGGCCAGCCUCAUCUGCGCCAAGGCCGAGUGCCUCUUGCGGUUGGAGGAGCUAGUGCGUGGCUUCCUCAUCUCCAAGGAGACGCUGUCAGUGAGGAUGCUGGAUGACAGCCGGGACCCCACACCGCUGCUCAAGGAGAUCCGCGAUGACAAGGUGUCCACCAUCAUCAUUGAUGCCAAUGCGUCCAUCUCCCACCUCAUCCUCCGUAAAGCUUCAGAGCUGGGAAUGACCUCAGCGUUUUACAAAUACAUCCUCACCACCAUGGACUUCCCCAUCCUGCACCUGGACGGGAUCGUGGAGGACACCUCCAACAUCCUGGGCUUCUCCAUGUUUAACACCUCACAUCCCUUCUACCCCGAGUUUGUGCGCAGCCUCAACAUGUCCUGGAGGGAGAACUGUGAAGCCAGCACCUAUCCAGGUCCCGCGCUGUCGGCGGCCCUGAUGUUUGACGCCGUGCACGUGGUGGUGAGUGCCGUCCGGGAGCUGAACCGCAGCCAAGAGAUCGGUGUGAAGCCGCUGGCCUGUACGUCGGCCAAUAUUUGGCCCCAUGGGACCAGCCUCAUGAACUACCUGCGCAUGGUAGAGUAUGACGGGCUGACCGGGCGGGUCGAGUUCAACAGCAAAGGGCAGAGGACCAACUACACCCUGCGCAUCCUGGAGAAGUCCCGGCAAGGCCACCGUGAGAUCGGGGUAUGGUACUCUAACCGGACCCUGGCCAUGAACGCCACCACCCUGGACAUCAACCUGUCGCAGACACUGGCCAACAAGACACUGGUGGUCACGACCAUUCUGGAGAACCCGUACGUCAUGCGGCGGCCAAACUUCCAGGCCCUGUCCGGGAACGAGCGCUUCGAGGGCUUCUGCGUGGACAUGCUGCGGGAGCUGGCUGAGCUGCUGCGCUUCCGCUACCGCCUACGGCUGGUGGAAGACGGGCUGUACGGGGCGCCAGAGCCCAACGGCUCCUGGACGGGCAUGGUCGGCGAGCUCAUCAACCGGCAGAAGGCAGACCUGGCUGUGGCCGCAUUCACCAUCACAGCCGAGCGGGAGAAGGUCAUCGACUUCUCCAAACCCUUCAUGACCCUGGGGAUCAGCAUCCUCUACCGAGUGCACAUGGGCCGCAAGCCUGGCUACUUCUCCUUCCUGGACCCCUUCUCCCCUGCCGUGUGGCUCUUCAUGCUUCUCGCCUACCUGGCCGUCAGCUGCGUCCUGUUCCUGGCCGCCAGGCUGAGCCCCUACGAGUGGUAUAACCCACACCCGUGCCUGCGGGCACGCCCCCACAUCCUGGAGAACCAGUACACGUUGGGCAACAGCCUCUGGUUCCCUGUAGGGGGCUUCAUGCAACAAGGCUCGGAGAUCAUGCCCCGGGCGCUGUCCACACGCUGCGUCAGCGGAGUCUGGUGGGCCUUCACCUUGAUCAUCAUCUCUUCCUACACGGCCAACCUGGCUGCCUUCCUCACCGUGCAGCGCAUGGAGGUGCCCGUGGAGUCAGCUGAUGACCUGGCAGACCAGACCAACAUUGAGUAUGGCACCAUCCAUGCUGGCUCCACCAUGACCUUCUUUCAGAACUCACGGUACCAGACGUACCAGCGUAUGUGGAACUACAUGCAGUCGAAGCAGCCCAGUGUGUUUGUCAAGAGCACGGAAGAAGGCAUCGCGCGUGUUCUCAACUCCCGCUACGCCUUCCUGCUCGAGUCCACCAUGAACGAGUACCACCGGCGUCUCAACUGCAACCUCACCCAGAUCGGGGGCCUCCUCGACACCAAGGGCUACGGCAUCGGCAUGCCACUGGGCUCCCCGUUCCGGGAUGAGAUCACCCUGGCCAUCCUGCAGCUUCAGGAGAACAACCGGCUGGAGAUCCUGAAGCGCAAGUGGUGGGAGGGGGGCCGGUGCCCCAAGGAGGAGGAUCAUCGAGCUAAAGGUCUGGGCAUGGAGAACAUUGGUGGCAUUUUUGUCGUGCUCAUCUGUGGCCUCAUCAUUGCCGUCUUCGUGGCGGUCAUGGAAUUCAUAUGGUCCACACGGAGGUCGGCAGAGUCCGAAGAGGUGUCGGUGUGCCAGGAGAUGCUGCAGGAGCUGCGGCACGCGGUGUCCUGCCGCAAGACGUCGCGUUCCCGCCGGCGCCGGCGCCCAGGCGGCGCGAGCCGGGCCCUGCUGUCGCUGCGCGCGGUCCGCGAGAUGCGCCUCAGCAACGGCAAGCUCUACUCGGCCGGCGCGGGCGGGGAUGCGGGCGGCGCGCACGGGGGCCCCCAGCGCCUCCUGGACGACCCGGGGCCGCCCGGCGGGGCCCGGCCCCCCGCGCCCACGCCCUGCACCCACGUGCGCGUCUGCCAGGAGUGUCGGCGCAUCCAGGCGCUGCGGGCGUCCGGGGCCGGCGCGCCCCCGCGUGGCCUAGGCGCCCCCGCCGAAGCCACCAGCCCGCCCCGGCCGCGGCCAGGCCCCGCAGGCCCCCGCGAGCUGGCCGAACACGAGUGACCACGGGCGGAGCCGGGCUGGCGGCGGGACUGACCGCAGGGACGGAGCCCGGGCCGCCCCCGCUUCCCCAGCGGGCGAGGGUCGGGACUUGUGCCCCGGUGCUCCGGACGCCGCGAUUUUGCCUUCGGCUCACGGUGUCGUCCGAGGCCCGGCUCCGGAGCCUUCCUGCGCCCCCUAGUGGACUUGCCAGAGGGUGCCGCGGACCCCGCACUGCGCCCCCGCCCCCCACUGCGGACAGGAGGAGCGCAGGAAUCGAGGACUCCGGGGGCCGGGGACUGCGGGGCCGUUCCGGAAGCGGAAAGCAGUCCGCGAGGAGAGCCCCAUCCUGGGACUGCUCAGGCUCCCCAAGACUUGACACAGCCCUCCCCACUUCUGGAGAACGGGAGGGCCUCUGGGCAUAUGGGUGUUCCCUGGCGCCCCUCAACUCUUCUCUUUCUCUCUUUUUUUUGGGGAGAAACCUCGGAAUUUCUAUGAGACACCCCCCAGGGAGGAGGUCAGUUGGGCCCCCGUCCCUCCCCCUGCCACACCCCAGGCCCUGUUGGAAUAAAAAAAAGAACAA